CGUUCCAGGUAGUCUGUCGUGGCACCCCGUACCGGACCGCAUACUUGGUUGGGAUGCAGUCGAUGAAGGGGAAGGUGUCUAUGGCUUACACAGUUGGGUUUAGGUUGGCCCGGCCCAUUUCAAGCGCUGCCUAUGGAACGUUCAUGAUGGAUGGUCCCGUCGAGAUCCCAUCUUGGAUCCAGGUAUGGAGCUUUCCCAACCUCGCAAGAGCAACCCAAGGGCAGUUUCCUAAAUAGUCAGCCACGAGCAUCGGCACAAAACUUGAACCGCCACACUCUUGAACAGAUCGAGGCAGGAACACUCAACAGCGCCCAAUCACCAGUUGCCCGUACCUGGCUUCCGUUCUCGCCAAGCAUCGAGUCUGCAUUAUUUUCUCCGACUUGUCGUGUUCUCGACUCUCGAUCGAAGCAGCCAAGCACUCGCUCACUUACACAACUGUCUCACAGCUUGUGGCGCCUUCAGCUUCUCGCAACCCUUCCUGCUUCUCGGUGUGUAGCCCGUUCGCUCCGCAGCUCCACAGCGAUUGCCAACUUCAUUUCAGCCGGAAUUCGAAUUCGUGAUUUGGGGCGUCGUUUUUUCGAAUUUAGGAUAUUUUGCCGCGUCAUCCUCUUUGCGGGAAUACCAAGCUUUCGACAUCAGAUCCUCCCCCGUGCUCCAGAUCUGCCGGAAAGCAGCCGCCAAUACAUGCGGCUGAUCGUUGCAGUUUGCGCCCUGAUCCGACCCUUGGUUGCAGCCGAAGGCAAUCGUAUCGUCCGAAGAACCUGGUCUCUGCAGAAGGCGGCAAGUCGCUUUGGUCAGCCAGCCCAUCGGCUGAGUUCCUCCUGCGCAGACAUGGCUGAUCAGCACGCGCCUUGCCGCAUCUCCCGCCUUCUCCUUCGUCUCGACCUUCUUGUUUUCGAGCUCAAGAUUGGAAGGAGCUUGCGGCUCGAGGACUUCCGAACGAUCUGCUCGUAUUAGACCCGGGACUGCAUCGAUUGCUACCACUCGCUUGUUACCACUGGCUGUCUUUUCAAUA
Molecule: messenger RNA, 1015 nt
Organism: Chaetomium fimeti
Lineage: Eukaryota; Fungi; Ascomycota; Sordariomycetes; Sordariales; Chaetomiaceae
Exons: 1
Coding region: 151-957 (268 amino acids)
Source: RefSeq, a predicted model, not a curated record